AUGUUGGUGCGGGCUCUCCCUCCUGACGGCGGCGACGAGCUCGACGCGCGCGUGCUCGCGCUGCGGGCCAACGCCACGGAGCGUUUCCUCGGGAUGCGUGAGGCCGUGGCGGAGCUCACCGAGACGCACUGGGAUUUCUUCCCGAUCAGUGGGCCCCGCACCGUGAAGUGGGCGUGUGAGUUCGUGCGAGAGAAUGACGUGACAUUCAGAUCUCGGCACGCCAAGUUCAAGGCCGAGACGGGGCUGUCAUCCUCGGACCAGGACGUCUCCGUCCACGAGCUCUGCUGCCGCAGCAUGCACCUGCUGCUGACGUACGACCAGCUCAAUGGCAGCGAGCUGUCGUGUGCGGAGCUGGUGUGCCGCCGACUCCAGAUGGCCGAGUACCGCCAUCGCGAGAGGGUUCUCACGACGUCCCGAGGUGACGAGCUGCUCGAGGACUCGCACCUGUACCUCGGGACGGGCGAGACCCGCGGGCUGGUCUGCAUCUCGCCGAAGCCGCUCACGUUCGUGACGGACGAGCUCCACAAGGAGAGCCUCGUCCUCAAGGAGCGGCGGAAGCUGAAGGAGGAGCGGAUGGCCUCGCGGGGGGAUGACGCACACGGUGUUGGCGGCGGCGGUGACGGCAGGGCGCGGCUCUCAGGGAUGCAGAGCACCGUCGAUCGGCAGAAGUCGGAGAUCGAGAAGUUGAAGAAGCAGUUGCAGCUGGCCGUCGAGCUGUGGACCUGUGAGGUCGUCGCGGCGCUCAACUUCCUCAACGGGCGCCUGGGCGGCGACGGGUUCGACAAGCUAUCGGCGGCGCAGCUCACUGGCAUCGAGUCGCUCUACGGCCACCUGUUGGAGUUCGGGCCUCCUGAUGUCAGUCCCACGGCGGCCUACACUGAGCUGCGUGGUUGUUCUCCUGGGUACGACAUGUCCCCAGCGAAAGCGGUUCUGUUCACCGAAGGGAGCGUCGCGGUGCCUUCGGACUCCAGGAAGUGCGAGCCCGCCUACCUGUUGUCGGAGUCCGUGCGCGACUUGUGGCAGGACUGGGAGAAGCAUCUCUUGCGCCCUCGUAAGGAGUGGCUUGCCAAUGUACCACCUCACUUCGACGCCAGGUUGAAGAGCUCGCCGAAGCUCUACGCCAGUUUUUUGCACGAUUUGUUCAAUGCGGGCAUGAUCGAAUUCACCAGCGAGCGCAAGCACACGCUCGCGCCGUUCUUCGUCGCCAAGCGGGACGGGAGCGGCCAGCAGCGGAUGGUUCUGGACACCCGGCGUGUCAAUCGUAUGUUUUAUGACCCCGACGUCGCCGAGCUGCCGACGGCAGGCAGCUGGCAGAGCCUACGGCUCGGGGCCGACAGCAGCCCCUUCCUCGGUCAGUGUGACAUCGAGGCAGCCUUCUAUCGCUUCCUUGCACCACCUGGUCUGAGCGAGCUGAUGGUUCUUCCGAGUAUCGAUCGCGGUGUUCUUGCCAACGUGCUGCCGAGCGGCACUCUCGACGGCAUCGUCGGCCGCAAGUGUUCGCCUUGUCUGAAGGUGCUGCCUAUGGGCUGGAACUGGAGCUUGUUCUUCUGCCAGCACGCCGUUGAGGGUAUGCUGAGGACGGUAGGCAUCGGUGACCACAGGCUCGUUCACGAGAGGAAGGUGAUUCCCGACCUCGAGGGCGAGACCGUCGCCGCCGCCUACGUCGACGGCGUCGCCGUGAUCGGCUCCAAGUACGACGAGGUCGUCUCUCAGCUGGAGACGGUGCACGGCGCUUUCAACACGGCGGGCCUCAAGUGCAAGGAGAUGGAGCUGCCGAGCGAGCACCAGAAGUUCACAGGUCUGAUCUUUGACAGAGCGCUGCUGUGCCAGGCAUCCCAGCGUUACGCCACGGGAAAGGAGCUGGCCAGCCUGGCCGGACACUUCAACUGGGCGGCCCUUCUCCGCCGACCACUCCUGUGCAUCUUCCAGUCGACGUAUCGGUUCAUCAAGAAGGCGGGUGACAGCCGCUGGAGGAUAUGGCCCGAGGUGAUUCGCGAGCUGCGAGUCGCCGCCGCUCUCGUGCCCUUCGCCUACUACGAUGCGAAGCGGCCCGUGGACUCGACGGUCUACUCCACCGACGCUAGCACGGGCGACCUCGACCCCGCGGGCAGCUUGUAUGGCGGCUACGGGGUCACCAAGCGGGAGCUCGGCCAGCAGCUGGUGUUGGAGACAGCUCGGGUUCGCGAGCGGUGGCGGUACCACGUGGAGGGGGCCCUGCACGCUCGGGAGUUCGCCUUUGCCGCUCGCGACACCUCGGGGGCUCCAUUCGACGGGAUGUCCUUUGCCACUGUGAGCUCGGACGUCGUCUUCCCGAUGGAGACCUGGCGGAACGUGACCUUCGGCCGCUGGUGCCGCGAGGAGAACAUCCUGAGGCUCGAGGGGCGUGCCCUCGCGCUGGGCGUGCGCCACAAGAUGCGCGCCCUGCGGUCUCGGGGUCAUCUUCACCUCAUGCUUAAUGAUAACCUUUCUCUGGUACUGGGAGUGGAAAAAGGUCGGUCCGCAUCCCCUUUGAUCAAUCAGACCUGCAGAGAGUUGUGCAGCUACAGCGUCAUUCACGACAUGUCCGUAGCCGUGAGAUGGCUACCUUCGGAGUGGAACACCUCAGACAAAGGCUCACGCACCGUGACGGGCCAGCCGACUCCCUUUGCAACCGACCCGCGGAAUGUUGGCACGGCCUGGGCUAGCCUCGCUCGGGCGGCCGCUGACGAGAAGGCAAAUCGGGCGAAGCUCAGAGUCAUGAAGUUCGGCGGAGCCAACUGCGACCCUCGGCAUGGGCUGACCUUCUUGCAGAGGCACAAGGUGCGGGAGGCCACCAUCCGCAGCUUCGACAACCACGUGACCAGCUUCCUGGCCUGGGCCGCCGCGCCGUCGCUGGACGACAUCACGGCGGACCGCCUGGACGUCCUCCUGGCGGCCUACUUGGACAAGCUGUUCUGGGAGGGGGAGCUGGCGGAGACGGGCUCGCGGCUGCUGGCGUCCGUGCAAUACAGGCUGCCGCGCGUGCCGCGACCGAGGCACGGCGGCCUUCCGCUGGCGCGGGCCGCGCUCUCUGGCUUUCGAGUGCACUCGAGGAGCACCCCGAUGACGCCCGUCGGGAAGCCGAUCGUCUGGGCGUUGAUCGGGAUCGCCGCGCUCGAGGGGGACUUCGAGUGGGCGGGGGCGGUCGCGCUCGCAUGGGACGCGAUGAUCCGCCUCCCGAGCGACCUCGUCGGCAUGACGGUCGACACGCUGGUGGGCCCAGGCCGCGACGCGGAGCCCCGCUGGGCGCUGUUGCUGCACCCGAUCGAGGGAUCAGCCUGCAGCAAGUCGCUCGCGCAGGACGAGGGCGUGCUGCUGCGGAGCGCGGCCUGGCGUGGCGGAGGCGGGAGCUUCCUGAAGCUGCUCCGCGCGGCACGGCCCGUUGGGUCGCCCCUGUGGUCGUUCAGCGCGGCGACCUUCGGCGCCGAGUUCCGACGACGGCUGUCGCUGGUCCCAGGCGCGCCCGACAUGAUCCCGUACCAGAUGCGGCACUCUGCGGCGUCGCACGCCACGGCGGUCGAGGGCAUGCCCCUGGCCGAGCUGCAGGCGCGUCUGCGCCACACGAGUGCGCAGAGCACGGCUCGGUACUCACGGCACGUGCGCUACCUCGCGGAGCUCGAGAAGGUCGACGCCGGGGUGUCGGAGUGGGCCCAGGAGGUCGAGGACAGCAUGGGCCAGAUCCUCGGCCAGCAGCGGCGGCCACGGCUUCCUCGCUUUCUCAAGGUGGAGGCGCUGGCGUUCGACAG
Prorocentrum cordatum is the source of this 3764-nucleotide messenger RNA. Lineage: Eukaryota; Dinophyceae; Prorocentrales; Prorocentraceae. The record is from the annotation of a GenBank genome assembly.